Molecule: messenger RNA, 1453 nt
Organism: Ochlerotatus camptorhynchus
Lineage: Eukaryota; Metazoa; Arthropoda; Insecta; Diptera; Culicidae
Gene: Six4
Product: Six4
Exons: 4
Coding region: 146-1192 (348 amino acids)
Biological process (GO): regulation of transcription by RNA polymerase II
Cellular component (GO): nucleus; transcription regulator complex
Molecular function (GO): RNA polymerase II cis-regulatory region sequence-specific DNA binding; DNA-binding transcription factor activity, RNA polymerase II-specific
Source: RefSeq, a predicted model, not a curated record
ACGUAGCAGAUGUAAAAUAAUCGGUUUCGGCAAAGUGGACAUGUGUAACCCGAGUGAAUAAGAAAAAAAAUCAGUGUCCUUUGUAUUAUAAUUAUCGGAUAAAGUGUUGUGAAAAUAUAGGAUUACGAUAUUUCUACAAAUUCCAAUGGAUACCUCAGGAUUAUCUCCGUUGGCUGAUUUGGAUUCCAAUUCUACAGGAUCGGAUGGUGUGACCCAAUCUUUGAAUAACUUUGGAACAAAUCAAAGUUUAUAUUUGUCACAGAAUGGCUAUCGGGACGCUACCAACUCAAUGAAAACGUUAUUCUUCUCAGAGAAGCUGCAGGAAUUCACAGAUAAAGACUACGAGAGAAAGUAUAACGAAAAUGUAUAUCCUAUUAAAGUUCAGUCACAAUCUGAGGUGGUUUAUUACACAGGUAAGGUAGUGAAUGAACUGCAGCCAACAAAUGCACGAGACGGUACUAACAAUGGUUCAUUUCUUCAAAAUAUCCCACCUCAAUUAAAUAACAAUGAGGUGGAUAGGAAAAUAUUGAGCUUUAGCCCAGAACAAAUCCAGUGCAUGUGUGAAGCAUUGCAGCAACAAGGUGAUGUAGAGAAAUUAGCAACAUUCCUGUGGAGUAUUCCUCAGAAUGAUCUAAUCAGUAGCAACGAAAGUUUGCUUAGAGCUAGGUGUUUAGUUGCAUAUCAUCGUGGUGCUUUUCACGAGUUGUAUGCCCUAUUGGAGUCACACUUCUAUUCUCCUAAAUAUCAUCCGGACCUUCAAAAUUUAUGGUUCAAAGCGCACUAUCGUGAAGCAGAGAAAGUGAGAGGUAGACCGCUCGGUGCAGUAGAUAAGUACAGAUUGCGCAAGAAAUACCCUCUACCGAAAACGAUUUGGGAUGGAGAGGAGACCGUUUACUGUUUUAAGGAGAAAAGCCGUAAUGCCCUGAAGGAUUGCUACACAAGAAAUAGAUACCCAACACCAGAUGAGAAAAAAACACUUGCCAAGAAAACUGGACUCACGCUGACUCAAGUGUCUAACUGGUUCAAAAAUAGGAGACAACGGGACAGGACACCACAAGCUAGGCCGGAUAUGAUGAUGCCAGUCCUUCCAGUUACUACCGCCCAGAUGGAUGGAAGCUAUCAGAGGCUGUUUAACGUGGCCAAUUACGGAGGACAUGCUUAUCAUGCAAAUGAUAUGUACGCGGUCCAGUGAAAGUGUUCAUCAUCAUCGAACAUACGACAUUAGCUUGUGCCCAGUGUAUAAUUUCGUGGAACCGCGCAGGAAGAUCGCAAAAUUGGGUCUUUUAUCGAGCAACAACUUCAUUCAUUUUAGGAAUAAUUGCAGACUGUGCAAAAUUAUUAACAGAAUACAAAGAACAUUGUGAUAGGCGGUCGAAUUGUUUUAAUCAAUCAUUUCCGUUGUAAAUAGUAGCAUUAGGUCUGAAAAUUGAAAUAAAGUGUAAGAUAAAAGUAA